Messenger RNA from Pseudocercospora fijiensis CIRAD86, 624 nucleotides. RefSeq lists its product as uncharacterized. The transcript has a single exon. The coding region runs from base 1 to 624 and encodes 207 amino acids. The record is from RefSeq and is a predicted model, not a curated record. NCBI's taxonomy places the organism in Eukaryota, Fungi, Ascomycota, Dothideomycetes, Mycosphaerellales, Mycosphaerellaceae.
AUGGCGACUGAGCGCGUGUCCGCUGUUCGCAUCGCCUGUCAGGGCGAGGCUCCUGAUGCUAUCAAGGAGUACCAGAUUUACUCUAUUCUGCCGACUCACGACAUCUUCAAGCAAGGCGAGAUCAGCCCGCUCUCCCAGCUCGUCGGCUGUCCCAUCCUGGUGAUGAAGCUGCGCCCAUCGCUGCUGGUCCCCAGACCAGUGAAGAAGGACGCCCUGAUCAAGCCAGGCCGCCAAUACAGCAACAAGGCCGAGGAUCGCUUCUUCGAGAACCCUGUUGCGUCCAUGCUGAUGGCUGAAAUGCCUUCUCUGCAUACUCCUACAGCGUGGAACGCGCGUGUCGGCAGUGUGCUCAUGGCUCGAGUCGAUAAGCAGCCUUUGCACCCUCUGCACCUUACCAUCCUCAUCGCGUUCAACCAAGCUGCCAAGUCGCAAAGCGACCUGUCUCAGACGCCCUUCGAGCAAUUGCUCAUCCCGGAGUACUUCCAGCAGUACUACCCAUUCGCCGUCGACCACAUCAAGAAGGACCCAAGCUGCCCAGCAGAUGUUGACAAGGUGCUGCCACUCUACGAGCAGGAGAACCGUUCCCAGACUACGGAUGUGGAGGGUGGCGGUGUUCCAGUUUGA